Messenger RNA from Phaedon cochleariae (mustard beetle), 1425 nucleotides. Lineage: Eukaryota; Metazoa; Arthropoda; Insecta; Coleoptera; Chrysomelidae. The record is from the annotation of a GenBank genome assembly.
AGGAGUAUACCAGACAAGAAAACAUGAUUGUGAGCGAAAGUCAUACACCCAUAUAUGAUCUACCCACGUUUCUGAAAUAUCGGAGUUCAGUUGAUACCAGUUGUGGAAACUUAUCUAAUUGUGUUCCAAUAUCCACAUCGACUCGCAGGAGACGCAGGACCGUUUAUACGCCUCACCAGUUAUUGGAACUCGAAAGACAAUUUUUGGAAUCGAAUUACUUAACCAGGGUAACCAGGAUGAAAUUGGCAUCAUCACUGAAUCUUCCAGAGAAGCAAAUCAAGAUAUGGUUUCAGAACAGAAGAAUGAAGGAUAGAUUAUCAGUUGACAGCAGUCCUUCCAUGACUAGCACAAAUAAUGUUCCUGUUGAUAUUCUCAAUCACUCUUCUCAGACACAUUCAUUACCAAUGUAUCUGGACGGAUCUCUCAAAACAGAAAGCAACCAUAUGGAGGAUGCUUGUAUUCAAUCAUUUGACCUCUCAUAUUUUCUAGAUGAAGAAUCACAUCAAGCUACUCAUAAUGAAUCUCCUAGGCUCAUUUCACAUUCUCCACAAAGCCAUUCAGACAUUUCCCAUUCUGAUUCUGAUAUUUCCAUACUAUCUGGUACGAACACACCAUCACCGUUACCAUAUUUAAAAUAUGAAAUAUACAAAGUUGACCAGAUAGAUCAAUCUAUUCACAGUGGAGUGAAUCAAUUUUUUUCUCAAUGUAUGGAUAGUGAAUCCUGUCAGAUUCCUCAAUCGAUAGAGAGUGAAAGCAAUAAUAUGCCUGUUUCUCCAGUAUGUUCCUUCCAGUCGAAUGAUAGCGGUCGUGAUAGUUCUGCAACAAUUGCUAGUUUUUUUGAUGAUCUCAUGUCGAUAUCAAAAUAUAUUCAGGAAAAUCCAGAUUUGGUCGAGAAUAUAAGGAUGAAUAGUAAUCUAGAUUUGGAAAAUAUGACUGUUAGGCAACUGAUGGAGAUUUUUCAAUUGUAGGUAGAUACUAUCUGUGUAAUCUUUUUUCCUGAUCUCUACCUCAUACCUUAUUUUUUCAAUUUGUAAUCACAGGCAAAAAAACUGGCCACUAUGAUUCGAGGUGAUGAAUAUUCGGUGCCGGUGAACUUAAUGGAAUAUUUCAUGAUGGCAGUUUUUUUUGCCGGUGAGUAUGCAAGCGUUAUUUUCGACCUAGGAAUCAUUUCUCGGAAUGAACUGAUGUUGGGGUAUUUGAAAUGUUAGUGAUUAUUGGGGAAACUAGGAUUGUCUUAUGUGAAAUAACGAAUCGUAGAAAUGUAUUCAACGAUAAUACUUCAUGUCGAUGAGGAACCCUAGAUUUUUUCAGGUACCAUUGUAAUGAGGGUACCCUAGCCCAUAUUAUUUUAAUCCUUGUACAUGUACAUAUCUGUAUGAAUACCCAACUAAUAUUAUAGUUUAUGACGUGGUAUUUUAUUAGUCC